Messenger RNA from Ornithodoros turicata, 6241 nucleotides. It is a transcript of the gene Gpdh1, whose product is annotated as glycerol-3-phosphate dehydrogenase [NAD(+)], cytoplasmic-like. The transcript is spliced from 9 exons. The record is from RefSeq and is a predicted model, not a curated record. Gene Ontology annotation, cellular component: glycerol-3-phosphate dehydrogenase (FAD) complex; cytosol. Gene Ontology annotation, molecular function: NAD binding; protein homodimerization activity; glycerol-3-phosphate dehydrogenase [NAD(P)+] activity. The coding region runs from base 150 to 1232 and encodes 360 amino acids. Gene Ontology annotation, biological process: glycerol-3-phosphate catabolic process; carbohydrate metabolic process. NCBI's taxonomy places the organism in Eukaryota, Metazoa, Arthropoda, Arachnida, Ixodida, Argasidae.
GUAGUGAAGGGAAGGGCGCGCGUCAUAACAAGGUUACUGUGUGGUAGUGUCCUUAGCGUGUUCCUAGGUGAAAUUAAAGUCGAGUGGCUGUGUACGCGUUCCGCAACGUGGUCAUUUAUUUUAUUCUCGUCUUUUGAAGCUGGAAUAAUAUGGCCCCUACAAAGGUCUCAAUUGUCGGCUCAGGUAACUGGGGCUCUGCAAUUGCUCGGAUCAUUGGCAACAAUGUGAAGAAGUUCGACACGUUUGACCACAACGUGAGGAUGUAUGUGUUCGAGGAGAUCAUAAAUGGUCAGAAGCUUACAGAGAUUAUCAAUACCCAGCACGAAAAUGUAAAGUACCUGCCGGGCUACAAGAUCCCGGACAAUGUUGUGGCGGUGCCAGACAUUGUGCAGGCUUGCGAAGACUCUGACAUUCUCGUACUUGUGCUGCCGCAUAAAUUCCUAGUCCCCACAUGCAAGCCUCUUGUUGGGAAGGUGAAAAAGGGAGCGAUCGGACUGUCCUUGGUUAAGGGCUUUGACAUUGCUCCUGGUGGAGGAGGCAUCGAGCUUAUUUCUAACGUAAUCAAGAAAUUGCUGGAUAUCGACGUCUGUGUUCUCAUGGGAGCAAACCUUGCUGGAGAAGUUGCAGACGAGAAGUUUUGCGAGACUACCGUCGGUUGUCAUAAUAAGGAAUGUGGACUAACUUUGAAAAAGCUUAUACAGACGGAAUACUUCAGAGUGACCAUAGUGGAUGACAUCGCCACUGUAGAAGCCUGUGGUGCACUUAAGAACAUAGUUGCUGUUGGAGCAGGAUUCAUCGAUGGCCUGGGAUACGGGGACAACACAAAGGCAGCUGUGAUCCGUCUGGGACUCAAAGAGAUGAUUGCGUUUACGGAGACCUUCUAUCCUGGAGCUCAGCUCAGCACCUUCUUUGAGAGUUGUGGAGUUGCAGACCUUGUGACUACUUGCUAUGGCGGACGCAACCGAAGAGUUGGUGAAGCAUUUGCUAAAUCGAAUAAGUCUAUUGAGGAGCUUGAGAAAGAGCUUCUCAACGGGCAGCGACUUCAAGGCCCAGAAACUGCAGAGGAAGUAUACACAAUGUUGAAGAACAGAGACAUGCUUGAUAGGUUCCCUCUCUUUGUUGCCAUCCACCGAAUAUGCACGCGAGAGAUCCCGCCCACUGAAAUGAUUGAUUGCAUAAGGAAUCACCCCGAACACAUGUCACCAGAGCAUGCAUUUCCCUGCCGUUUGUAAGUGCUUUGAUGAAGAAGCAUUACUCCAGGAGUUGCACAUACACAAGGCAGCCUUACAAAACCAUAUAUUCACCUAAAUCCCAUGAGGAUUCCCAGAAGUAAUGUGUUUAUCACAACUGCAAAAUUGUGCCAUAUACAUCUUUUUUUUUUAUCAACAAAGUGCCCUAAACUAUGCACUUGCCUUCUGCUGCCCUGUACCACACUUCAGGAACAGGAAUGGGACACUUAAAAUAUGCCUUGUAUGCUCAAUGUGGUGCUCACCAAUACUGCUGGAGACACAAAGCUCCUAGCUGCGGGUUUGCCACUGAUCUGGUGCAGAGGAUACUGUCACUCGGGCUGUUAAAUGAUGGCAUGGACUGUGAUGGAAAUAGUAUCUCAAAAUUGUACUUAAGUACAGUCAUUGAAGUGCUCAUCAAGCUGGUAAUCACUAAGUGAAAAAAAAGAAAGAAAAGUACCAACCAAGUACCCAGAACUGUGUUUCGAUUCGCACUCUCAGGAGCGCUAGUUGCGAACCGUGGUUAGCUUGCUGAUUUACUCAUUCACACAGAAUGAAACAGACUCAGUAGUUUGUAUCAAUGUGCAUGGCUGCAAUGAGCUGUGCUAGCAGACAGUACUAUUAUUGGUAUCCAGAUACAUUGCAUGCAGCAUAAGAAUUGCUUUUGGAGAUCAAAGGGGCAAGCCAGUGGAGGCUGUAUGUUUUCAGGUGUGUCCUAACGCCUUUAUACAUACCAAAUGCUUCCUUAAAGAAAAUGCUGAAGAUGAACAGGCUUUGAGUUAGCGGCAAAAUUGUAAAACAUGAUUUUAAACAUUCCCUUUCGUACCUGCCCUCUCCCCCUUCAUAGCAAUACAAAACAUUAUUAGUUACUCGCUGUGAAAUAGAAUGAUCCUUGCACAUCGCAACCACUAUAGAAAAUAAGUACAAUACAAAAAAAUCAAGAAGAUACAUGUUAUUCAGGGCAUGAGAAAACUAGAAACAAAAGUUGCUGUUUAUAAGAUUAAAUGCAUCACAAACGAUUUAACUAGUUGGUUUCGUAUUAAAUGUGCUGGUUCUUAUGACUUGCGCUUGCGAACACUCAAAGCCAAAAUCUUGUCAACAGAAUGCUUUCUUUUAAUAUUAAGUUUGUAAGUGCUUUGAUGAAGAAGCAAUACUCCAGGAGUUGCACAUACACAAGGCAGCCUUACUAAACCAUAUAUUCACCUAAAUCCCAUGAGGAUUCCCAAAAGUAAUGUGUUUAUAACAACUGCAAAAUUGUGCCAUAUACAUCUUUUUUUUUUUUUAUCAACAAAGUGCCCUAAACUAUGCGCUUGCCUUCUGCUGUCCUGUACCACACUUCAGGAACAGGAAUGGGACACUUAAAAUAUGCCUUGUAUGCUCAGUGUGGUGCUCACCAAUACUGCUGGAGACACAAAGCUCCUAGCUGCAGGUUUGCCACUGAUCUGGUGCAGAGGAUACUGUCACUCGGGCUGUUAAAUGAUGGCAUGGACUGUGAUGGAAAUAGUAUCUCAAAAUCGUACUUAAGUACAGUCAUUGAAGUGCUCAUGAAGCUGGUAAUCACUAAGUGAAAAAAAAAAGAAAAGUACCAACCAAGUACCCAGAAUUGUUUCGAUUGGCACUUUCAGGAGCGCUAGUUGCGAACCGUGGCUAGCUUGCUGCUCACUCAUUAACACAGAAUGAAACAGACUCAGUAGUUUGUAUCAAUGUGCAUGGCUGCAAUGAGCUGUGCUAGCAGACAGUACUAUUACUGGUAUCCAGAUACAUUGCACGCAGCAUAAGAAUUGCUUUUGGAGAUCAAAGGGGCAAGCCAGUGGAGGCUAUAUGUUUGCAGGUGUGUCCUUACGCCUUUAUACAUACCAAACGCUUCCUUAAAGAAAAUGCUGAAGAUGAAUAGUAUGCACAUACAAAUCUUCCUUCGUUUCGUGGCUUUGAGUUAGCGGCAAAAUUGUAAAACAUAAUUUUAAACGUUCCCUUUCGUACCUGCCCUCUCCCCCUUCAUAGUAAUACAAAACCUUAUUAGUUACUCGCUGUGAAAUAGAAUGAUCCUUGCACAUCAUAACUACAGUCAAACUCCUUUACAACGAAGCUCAGGGGACAGCAAAAACAGUUCGCAGUAAAGGUAUUUUCGUUAAAAAGGAUGUCCAUUAUUGGACCUAUAGGCUCCAGCGGGACCGCAAAAAAUUUCGCUGUAGUGGUAUUUUCGUUAAAAAGGUGUUCGCUAUAAAGGAGUUUGACUGUACUAUAGAAAAUAAGUACAAUACAAAAAAAUUUAGAAGAUACAUGCUAUUCAGAGCAUGAGAAAACUACAAACACAAGUUGCUGUUUAUAACAUUAAAUGCAUCACAAAAGCUUUAACUAGUUGGUUUCGUAUUAAACGUGCUGGUUCUUAUGUCUUGCGCUUGCGAACACUCAAAGCCAAAAUCUUGUCAACAGAAUGCUUUCUUUUAAUAUUAUUGGUUGGGUACUUCAGUACUUGACAAGAGGGAUUAGAAUAGUUCUUGUAAGUAUUUUAAGUGCUUAAGCAUUUGAACCCACUGUUUGAAGUGUAUCGUAAGCAGAGCUCUCGCGAGGUGAGUUUGUGCCCGGGGCAGGGCAAAUCUGAAGCCCCCCUCCCUCCCUCACUGCCGUCAGAAGCCUUGUAAACAAAGAAAAGAAAACGCCCAUUCACACUGCCUAGUCCAUAAAUUCGAAUUCUCUUCAUUCCUACUUCAUACUGUCCAACCAACCUGCCAGGGCUUGCCGUUCGGCGCCCUCUCUAGCGAGGGCGCCCGGGGCGGCUGCCCCUCUCGCACCCCCCUCGCUUGGGCUCUGAUCGUAUGCAAAGCACAAGUACUCAGAAAUGUACUUAAAGUAGUAGUAAAGUCCUUUCGGCUGUUUUUUCAAGUUACAGAAUGGGGUAAAAUUGUACUACUGUAUCCACUGAACAAAACUCAGUAAAGCAGGUGGGAGAGCAUUCAGCAUGGAGACCAGCGUCCAGUUAGCUCUCCUACUGCAAAGCCCAUUACAAAUUGAAAAAUUGUGGGUGGAUUGCAAGGCUUGUGAUUGAAACUCCUGUAAGCUUGCACAAAGUGAUAAUUUCUAAGUCUGACAAGUACAGUAUUAACUGAGAUCGUUUCGAGCAAAUGCUGCCACUUUGAAACUGCAAGCCCUGUAAUAGCGUACGAGCUUGCUUGUAUCGAGUGGUCUGGAUACCUGAGCAAUACAGGCUUCAUCUUCAAUGGAUAUCUGAGCAACGUGGUGUCAACUUGUGCUGCUUUCAGUACCCUGGUACAUUCUCUGAAAUAUGGUGCUGCUUCCUGGCUAUGUGUAACAUGUUUAGUGCCACCAGAAAAAAAACUUCGGGGAGGGGGGGCUCUCUCCAUUGGGGAUGUCUGUGACAUUUUGGACAUAUAACUUAUUUUGGUGGCUUUUAAUUUAAUGUAGUCAGUUUUAUUAAUUAGUACAUAAUUAAUCACUAGCAGGUCAAAUUAAUUUAACCCUACAUGAAACUGUAAAGCCAAAAUAUUCCAUUAAAUUCCUCAAGCGUCAGCAACAUAAUACAAAUUCUGCAUCAAAAUAUCCACCUGAGUGUGUUCAUGCAUGGGCAAGUUCUGCUUGCAAAAAAGUCUGAGGAGGAGGUUGAUGUAAAGAAUUCAUUGUAGCUACGGGCCAAGUGAUAGUAAAUGACUACUUGACAUAUUAAGGUGUGGUUAGCAAAGUAUCAUUUUAAUACACCUUUGCCACCUUGUGAGAUUGUAUUCUUGCAAUCUGAGCUUUAGUACAAAGUUGAUUUGGAAAUUUGCUAGUCAAGUGCGGUGCUUCUAUUUCUUCCAGACACAUAAGUCGUCUGCCCCAUUCCACCUAAGGGCCAUUGCUUAGUCACUAAAAAGAAACUCUACGCUUGAAUAUGUGUGCCUCCUUGUCAGUUUAGCGAAAGAUGCAUGGCUCGGUAAUGGAAUACUCAAGCACAUCUAAUAUUGAGAUUUACAAGUGGAAUUAAUUAUAUCUGUUUCAGUGUCUUGACAUCCACAACUUGAAUGAAGUGUUUAUGUGAACAUGCUGAUGGCUGUACAGGGUGAUAUUAGGAUAGCUCAAGCUUACACAUUUACACAGGACGACGAUACAAGGCACGUAUUGUCAACCACUUUGGAGCCAUGGACGUGAUAAUUCUUGUAAAUGCUAGCAUUUGUGGGAGGGAAAAAAAAAUCACUUCUGGGCGUUAAGUGACUCAGAACAGUGACAUCCGCCCAAUGCGUUGGGACAGACUAAUUCAUAUCACAAACACAAUACUCUGUACCGCAACACUCAAGCAUGCCAUGGGAAGCUGUGUGCCUGUUGUCUUGACUCACUGUAGCAAUCUCAUGUAAAUUCUACUUUUGGCUUGUGUCUUUGUGCUACAUUGUAAGUUUUGCAAAUGCUGCCAUAUAACUAUUUUAUGCAAUAACCAAUGGUGACAUAAGAAAGUCUUAAGUUAACUAUGCUUGCUUAUGUAAUCCAGGUGCAACAUUAUUAUAUUGAGUUACAUCUCUAUUGUGCUUCUUAGCGUUCUAUGCCCGCAUGGAUAUACUUCUUGGUCAGCUGACACCUUCCUUGCUUUUAUCUAUGUAUGACUUUUAAUGUAAUUUCUUUGUUUACCAGUUAAUCUUCAGUAAAACGUCACCAGAUGGCAUUGCAUAUUUCAUUGAGAGAGUUCUGUAAAUGGUCUUACAAGUGUUGACCUCACCUCAAAAGCUGUGUGCAGUGUCUGAUCUCACCCCACCUGCAUGGGUGUAAGCAUUGAGGACCUUGCAUCACAUAGUGAGUGAUCUACAUCACUAUUGCACUGUUAUGAUGUUGCAUGCACUGGUGUUUACAAUAUAUCUUUAAAAAGCAUCGCUCUCAAGGGCUUUAAUUCGACAGCCCCAUGGUUAACGUUUUAAAUCAUGCUGUUUUUCAGCAUGUUAAUGCUGAAGUUAAUCGGCAUUGAUGUAAGUAACAUAUGUGAUGUACCACCACAGUAGAUUUCGCUAAAUAAAAUUAAGGCAUCCUAAACUGCA